Molecule: messenger RNA, 2127 nt
Organism: Oncorhynchus gorbuscha (pink salmon)
Lineage: Eukaryota; Metazoa; Chordata; Actinopteri; Salmoniformes; Salmonidae
Product: solute carrier family 41 member 1-like
Exons: 9
Coding region: 199-1284 (361 amino acids)
Biological process (GO): monoatomic cation transport
Cellular component (GO): plasma membrane
Molecular function (GO): monoatomic cation transmembrane transporter activity
Source: RefSeq, a predicted model, not a curated record
CAUCAUUGAGAGGUGUUUAAGGAGAUCAUUGUGAAUGUUUCAGUACUGGCAAGUUCUUAUGGAUUUUAUUCAGAGUGGUAUGUUUCAGUACUAGCUAGUGUUUAAUUGUGUAUUACUCAGCACUGGGAGGUGUUUAAGGAGAUCACAGAGGUGUUUAUCUUGGUGCCAGCCCUGGUGGGACUGAAAGGCAACCUAGAGAUGACACUGGCAUCCAGACUGUCUACAGCAGCGAACACUGGGCAGAUGGAUGACCCGAAGCAGCAGUGGAGGAUGGUGUGUAGCAACUUGGCUCUUAUUCAGGUCCAGGCAACAGUGGUGGGUUUCCUGGCUGCGGUAGCCGCAGUGGGGUUGGGUGCGUUGACCAGGGGUCGUGUAGACUUUCUACAGGCUGCUGUCCUAUGUGGCAGUAGUGUCACGACAGCCUUUGUAGCUGCCCUGUCCUUGGGACUAGUGAUGGUGGGAGUGAUCAUCGGCUCCAGGAAGGUGGGCAUCAACCCUGACAAUGUGGCAACACCCAUCGCUGCCAGCCUGGGUGACCUCAUCACCCUCUCUCUGCUGGCCGGGGUCAGCAGCUUUCUCUUCAGGUUCAAAGAGAUGUGGUACCUGCCUGUGCUGGUGUGUGGCUUCUUCCUGGUUCUCAUCCCGCUGUGGGUGGUCAUUGCCCGGCGCUCUCCUCCAAUUAGAGAGGUCCUGAGGUCUGGGUGGCAGCCUGUCAUCGUAGCCAUGUCCAUCAGCAGUAUCGGAGGCCUUAUUCUGGACAAGACCGUGAGCGACCCGAACUUUGAGGGCAUGGCGGUGUUCACCCCAGUAAUCAACGGUGUGGGAGGUAACUUGGUGGCCAUCCAGGCCAGCCGCAUCUCCACCUACCUCCACUACUGGAGCAUGCCUGGGACCCUGCCCUCCAAGAUGGCACAACACUGGCCUGGCCCCUGCCUGACCUUCUGCUCCUCAGGGGUCAACAGCAAGUCAGCCAGAGUUCUGGUCUUCCUGGUGGUUCCGGGUCACCUGCUCUUCCUCUACACCAUCCACUUACUGAAGGGGGGCCACGGCGCCCUCACGUCUGCCUUCGUCUGCCUAUACCUGUGUGCAGCCCUGCUACAGGUGGUGAUUCUGCUGUACACGGCUGACCUGAUGAUGCGUUGGAUGUGGCGGCGGGGGCUGGACCCGGACAACUACUCUAUCCCGUACCUCACGGCUCUGGGGGACCUGUUGGGCACUGGCUUCCUGGCCCUGACAUUCAGAGCCGUUCUUUUGGGCAUUUCCUCUGGGAUGAAGGGGGUUUGAGAGAAGGGGCUAAUCCAUCAGCCUAUUUCUGUCCAACAUGGUCUUAUUGAAUAUAUUCAAAUAGAGACAUUUAGCUAUUGUAGUUAUAUGUCAGUUAUGCUGACGCAUUAUAUGUUGUUCUGUUCAUCCAUAAGCAACUCUGUUCAGGUCAUAUUUAAGUGAUAAUGUCCGAGAAGCCAAUGUUCAGAGGCUAUAUUGGCAGGGUUGUUGUUAGGCCCGAGACGAAAUGCCAAUAUACACCGGCUUUGAGAACAUUAUCACUUUUAUACAACAGGUUACCAACAUAUUCAUAUAAUGAUUGACAUAUAUGAAUUAAAAACGUCAUUUUCAUGAAUUUAUUCAUACCAUUUCAUCCUUCUACAAGAUAUAAUCCCGACACAAAUCUAGGGUUGCUAUCCAAGCCGUUCUAUCGGUUCGAUUGCCAGAGACGCGUUCCAGUCGUUCGUUCUAAAUGUUCCACUGCCAUACCGACUGGCAACGUUCUUAUUCCUUGCUUGCUAGCUAGCCAAUUAGUGCUAACUUACAGUCAAGUCAAAAAGUGACACAAUCACAAACACAGUAACACAAUUACUUCAAACUGAAGCUGGAAAGCCUGAAAACUAGCUGCACUUGGUUUUGUUUGACCUUGUUUCAAUUUACAUUUAUUUGUAUAUAACCAUAAAAAUGAUGCCAGCUGAUUCAUUAUUUCGACUGGCUAAGACACGCUUCCCGUCUUGUCCCGUUCAUUACUAAAUCAAAUCAAAUUGUAUUGGUCAGAUACACAUGGUUAGUAGAUGUUAAUGUGAGUGUAGCGAAAUGCUUGUGCUUCUAGUUCCGACAAUGCAGUAAUAGCCAAUGAGUAAU